Debaryomyces hansenii CBS767 is the source of this 333-nucleotide messenger RNA. RefSeq names its product ribosomal protein P2 (gene RPP2B). Bases 1 to 333 code for a protein of 110 amino acids. Gene Ontology annotation, molecular function: structural constituent of ribosome. Gene Ontology annotation, biological process: cytoplasmic translational elongation. NCBI's taxonomy places the organism in Eukaryota, Fungi, Ascomycota, Pichiomycetes, Serinales, Debaryomycetaceae. The transcript has a single exon. Gene Ontology annotation, cellular component: ribosome; cytosolic large ribosomal subunit. The record is from RefSeq and is a predicted model, not a curated record.
AUGAAAUACUUAGCUGCUUACUUAUUAUUAAUCGAAGGUGGUAACACUUCUCCAUCAGCCUCUGACGUCAGUGCUUUAUUAGAAACCGUUGGUGCUGAAGUUGACCAAGGUAGAGUCAGUGCUUUAUUGAAGGACUUAGAAGGUAAGCAAGUCGCCGACUUAAUUGCUGAAGGUCAAACCAAGUUAGCUUCUGUCCCAACUGGUGGUGCUGCUUCUGCUGGUGGUGCUUCCGCUGCUGCUUCUGGUGAUGCCGGUGCAGCUGCUGCUGAAGAAGAAAAGGAAGAAGAAAAGGAAGAAUCCGAUGAAGAUAUGGGUAUGGGUUUAUUCGAUUAA